Molecule: messenger RNA, 1788 nt
Organism: Paramacrobiotus metropolitanus
Lineage: Eukaryota; Metazoa; Tardigrada; Eutardigrada; Parachela; Macrobiotidae
Product: transmembrane protease serine 9-like
Exons: 9
Coding region: 19-1602 (527 amino acids)
Biological process (GO): proteolysis
Molecular function (GO): serine-type endopeptidase activity
Source: RefSeq, a predicted model, not a curated record
UUAAACUCUGGAUCGUCGAUGGUAUAUGUUGCUGAAGAGCAUUGCAAGCCUUCCCCAAAAACGCCUUCUGGCUCUUUGGUUAGAUUUGCCAGCUGGAAUAGUUUGAUAACCCUGACCAUGGAUGCGCAGAUUUCUCUUAUCUCAAGCUUCAUUUUGAAUGUAAUAAUUGGAUGGAACAGUUGCCGUGGUGCCGUGAAAGCAAGAAAACUCGACCUGACCAAUGGAAGGACGUUUGGUACGGCGUCACCAUAUUUUCCGCUGGAUUAUCCGAAUAACUAUUUCUCCUCUAUGCUGUUUACUGUCACGCCUGCCGCUAAUGUCACCUUCCAGUCCCAUGCCUUCGACUUGGAGAAUAGUUUUAACUGCCAGUUUGAUUACUUCAGUAUAAACAAUCAGCGUUUCUGUGGCACCAAAGGUCCCGAAAAUUAUACAGUAACCGUCAACUCUGGUCAACUGGUAAGUCAGGGAGACCAUUUUGGUCUUCUACAGAACCCUGUAGAGUCCGUUAUCAUCUUUCAUCACGGCACACGAGUAUGUACUCUGUACACAGGAUAUUCGCUUUGUUACGGACCAUUCCGUCACCCGCACCGGUUUGUUGUGAUUUUUCGGCAGGAGACACGAACCGCCAUUAACACUGUUACCACCCUGACCACGCCGACAACCACCACACCCUUUCCCACCACCACACAGGCUACACCGGCAGGCUUUACCAACAUGACCACGCCACCGAAUUCGUCUCCGACUCCGGUCUGCACUAACUGCGACAGUGCUCCCCAGUGUGGAGUUCCCGCAGUGCCUCCAAAACUCACUGCCCGCGUUGUGGGAGGGGUGCCGGCUGUCCCGCACAGCUGGCCCUGGCAGGUCUCCUUUGGUAGAAUGCCAUGGUGCGGUGGCAACUUGAUAAGCAGCAGGUGGGUACUCACAGCUGCCCACUGCUGCAGAAAUGAGAACGCCAGUGCCGUUGUAGUCGUUCUGGGAGCGCACGACUUUGGACAGCCCGAACCGGAUCGCAUUGUGCGGCAGGUCAAACGUUUGAUAAUCCAUCCACAUUACCAUUCCAACAGCAACGAUUUCUGUUUGGUCGAGUUAGCCCUGCCAGUAGAACGUACUUCUGCCCUUAUACCGGUAUGUCUUCCAACGGAAUCCGAUCCCCCGACGGGAACAAGGUGCUACGUCACCGGCUGGGGAGACAUGCAAGAAGAUCCCAGUGGACACGGACAGGGGCCGCCUACGCUCCUGGAACAGCAAGAGGACGUCGCAGAUGAAAUUAGUAUUCGCGCUACAAGAUUUAGUAAGCGCGCAACCAGUGAAUUUGUCCUAAUGCAGACCGAUGUCAGUAUCGUCGAUCAGUCCGUUUGUAAUGUUUCCUAUUACGGAAGAAUCGAUUCCACGAUGAUAUGUGCUGCCGGUCCGGGAAAAGAUACGUGUCAGAGAGAUAGCGGUGGUCCGCUAGUCUGUCAGCGUGCAGGAAGCCCAGCCUUUGUCCUUUUUGGAGUGACUUCAUUUGGAAAUGGAUGUGCCCGGCCCGGAUAUCCUGGCGUCUACGGAAGAGUCAGCCAGGCUGUAUCAUGGAUUCGCGGCAUCGUUGGAAGCUUUGCCUGACAAAGAUCCAUCACAACCGAAAACCGGCAGACAACACUUAAUGUUAAAUAAAUGGAAGCUACCGUGGUUGCAAUACCGUCGGCUGUCAAUUUGUCAUCGAUGUUAAUGUUUUAAAUUUUAUACGUAUAUUACGAAUUACGGAGUCAGCUUGUUCGCUUAUUUUUAAAUUCGAAAUUUAUGCAUGGU